UUCUGCAGCAGCUUCUUUGGGAUCCCAGCGCGCCCGACCGUCCUCUCCGUCCGUCCCCGGGGGUCGCCGUCUACGCAGCGCUAUGGCUACCCAGCAGAUCGUCCUUCAGGGCCCGGGACCGUGGGGCUUCCGCCUCGUGGGCGGCAAAGACUUCGAGCAGCCUCUCGCCAUUUCCCGGGUCACUCCUGGAAGCAAAGCUGCCAUAGCUAAUUUAUGUAUUGGAGAUACUAUCACAGCCAUUGAUGGGGAAAAUACCAGCAACAUGACGCACUUGGAAGCUCAAAACAAAAUCAAAGGAUGUACAGAUAACAUGACUCUCACGGUAACCAGAUCUGAACAUAAAAUCUGGUCUCCUCUAGUGAAUGAGGAGGGGAAACGUCAUCCAUACAAGAUGAAUUUAGCUUCUGAACCCCAGGAGGUCCUGCACAUAGGAAGCGCCCACAACAGAAGUGCCAUGCCCUUUACUGCUUCGCCUGCUUCCAACGCUGCCCACAAAGUCAUCAAGAACCAGUACAACAACCCAGCAGGCCUCUACUCCUCUGAAAACAUUUCUAGCUUCAACAGUGCUGUGGAGUCAAAGACUACAGCCAGUGAGGAGGAGGCAAAUGGCCGACCCUUAGAUCAUUCCCAGCAUUCAGGCAGCCUCAUCAUUGAAAAAGAAUCUGAAGUUUACAAGAUGCUUCAGGAGAAACAGGAGUUAAAUGAGCCCCCCAAACAGUCCACAUCAUUCCUGGUCUUGCAGGAAAUCCUGGAGUCAGAGGAAAAAGGGGAUCCCAAUAAGCCCUCAGGAUUUAGAAGUGUUAAAGCUCCAAUCACCAAAGUGGCUGCAUCUGUCGGAAAUGCCCAGAAGUUGCCCAUAUGUGACAAAUGUAGUACUGGCAUUGUUGGUGUGUUUGUGAAAUUACGGAACCAUCACCGUCACCCUGAGUGUUAUGUGUGCACCGACUGUGGUACCAACCUGAAACAGAAGGGCCAUUUCUUCGUAGAGGAUCAGAUCUACUGUGAAAAGCAUGCUCGGGAACGGGUCACACCACCAGAGGGCUAUGAUGUGGUCACAGUGUUCCCCAAGUGAUCCAGCAGCUCUGCACUGACGGCCAUUCUCCACUCAACCUCUACUGUACCUGCUGUCUUGACUGGUGUGGCCUUUCUUCUCUGAGUGUACUGUGCUUCCCUUAGUUUUAGCCUUACACAUUAAAUGUUGGAGUUCCUUCCUAGGCUUUGUGAUACCUGCUUUUACAUUUAUUGGAAAAUGGUUUUGUUCUCUGUCCCCUUGCCAGCAACACUGUACCUUCUUUACCUCAGUUCUUUACUGAAAAUGACCUUGGUCAUAUUUUAACCAGCCUAAAUUUAGUAUGUCUGAUAUUGA
Molecule: messenger RNA, 1366 nt
Organism: Fukomys damarensis (Damara mole-rat)
Lineage: Eukaryota; Metazoa; Chordata; Mammalia; Rodentia; Bathyergidae
Product: PDZ and LIM domain protein 1
Exons: 1
Coding region: 83-1072 (329 amino acids)
Biological process (GO): muscle structure development; actin cytoskeleton organization; heart development
Cellular component (GO): Z disc; filamentous actin; stress fiber
Molecular function (GO): muscle alpha-actinin binding; actin binding
Source: RefSeq, a predicted model, not a curated record